This is a messenger RNA of Cucurbita moschata (crookneck pumpkin), 1148 nucleotides long. RefSeq names its product peptidyl-tRNA hydrolase ICT1, mitochondrial. Bases 137 to 835 code for a protein of 232 amino acids. The transcript is spliced from 8 exons. The record is from RefSeq and is a predicted model, not a curated record. Lineage: Eukaryota; Viridiplantae; Streptophyta; Magnoliopsida; Cucurbitales; Cucurbitaceae. Gene Ontology annotation, biological process: translational termination. Gene Ontology annotation, molecular function: translation release factor activity.
UGGAGAACCAUUCAUUGUCCGGUGCUGCGUUCGCCGUCAGCACCAGUGGUCGUCGUCUUCCCAGGCUCAAAGCCCUUAGAAGCUGUAGAGGAAGCUCAUCGCUGCUAACUCGUUUUCAAGGUACCUUGGAGAAAGAAUGGCGGUCAUUAGAACCACCACAAACAUGAUCCUCAGAGAAAUCCUUCAUUCGCAACCCUAUUUUACUCUAUCAGUACCCCCACUCUUCCCUGCUACUUUGAACAAUCCCAAUGCCGCUUUGCGAUUCCGGCUGCGUGAGAUCAGUUUUGGUCGUGUCAUAUGUGCCGCUUCGGAGUCGUCCGGUGCCGGAGGAAAGGUAUCUUCCCGCCUGUCGCAGGUUCAGCAGCUGUUGCAAGAGGCGGAGGAGCGCGCUCUAUCGGCUGACGUCGAACCCGCCCCUAAAAUCACUCUCGAUCACGUCACUGUGAAUUUUGCAAGAAGUGGUGGCCCUGGAGGUCAGAAUGUCAAUAAAGUGAACACGAAGGUUGACAUGCGCUUCAAUGUUAAAGAUGCAUAUUGGCUAAGCGAGAGAAUCAGGGAAAAGAUUAUGCAAACGGAGAAAAAUCGGAUCAACAAGGAUGGGGAGCUUGUAAUUUCAUCCACUAAAACUAGAACGCAGAAGGGUAACAUUGAAGAUGCCUUGGAGAAACUUCAGGCAAUAAUUGAUGCUGCUUCUUAUGUCCCGCCACCUCCCUCAGAAGAGCAAAAGAAGAAAAUUGCUAAGAUGGCUGCCAUUGGAGAACAGAAACGCCUUAAAAGCAAGAAGGUCCUUUCUGAUAAGAAGGCGUUUCGAAGGAGUCGAGGCAGUUGGGAUUAACCACAUUGCUACUCUUGCUAUUUUAAUUCAGGAAAAUAAUCCAAGAUUUUCAAAAAGAAACCAUACAAAGAAAAACCUGUUAGAAGCAGGGAGAUUUGCUUCCUAUCACAGGUGAUUUCUGGAAAUUUGCUAGAAAUAGGUAUAAGAUAACUUAUCUUUUUAUUUGAUUGGUGCAUGAUAUAUUUGAAGCACCAGCUUAUAUUAGAUUUUAUGGAACUUCCCUUCUGUAGAUGCAAGAACAUCGACUCACAAUGUCUCGUUUCAUCAAUGUAUGUUAAACUAAUAUCAAUUCAGCUGUAGCUUGUUUUUAUUA